UGGAUAUCUGUCAACAAUAAUCCUCCGAGUCAUACUCGAGACUGUGGUUCUUCCAGCGCCCUUCCGUCCUUCAGAUCUGCUCGAGCAUCUUUUUCCGACAUAUGCGAUCAUAACACAGGGCAUCUACCCUCCGCGCGUUCCACAGGCACCACUAUAAUCUCUCUCAACCACCGCAGUCGACGACCUCCUCGAGCAAUCCCGUGAUAGACCAUUUUCAAUACUGCCUUCGGGCUGUGGACGGACGAUGCCCUCCGACGAGAAGUCCAACGGCGACGCAUCCCACCGCAAACACGAUGACGGAAGUUCUACGCGCGCAUUCACAGUCGAGCAAAAAGCUGCCGUCCUUCGAGUCAAGCGAUGCAAACCCACAGAUUUCUACGAUAUACUGGGACUGGAAAGUGUAAAGAGCACAUGUACAGAUAGCGAGAUCAAGAAGGCGUACAGAAAGUUGAGUCUGUUGACACAUCCGGACAAGAAUGGAUAUGCAGGAGCGGAUGAGGCUUUCAAGAUGGUCUCCCGCGCCUUUCAAGUCCUCUCCGACAGCGACAAAAAGUCCCGCUACGACAAAUUCGGCGGCGACCCAGACAACCGCUUCUCCUCCGCCGCCGCAUCCUCCGGCGCAUCACCCUUUUCCGGAUUCGCCCAACAACGGCGCGGAGGCGGAGGUUUCGAAGAAGAAAUCAGUCCCGAAGAACUCUUCCGCCAAUUCUUCGGCGGCGGUAUGGGCGGUCCCUUUGGCGGUAUGGGAGGAGGUUUCGGCGGACCAGGUUUCGUCUUCAACAUGGGAGGCGGCGGACCAGGCGUGCGGGUACAUCAAUUCGGAGGCAAUCGACCGCGGAGGAGACCGCAUAACCACGAUCCGAACGCCGCACAACCACAGCAGUCCCCACUUCAAGUCCUGCAAGGUCUCCUCCCGCUACUCCUCCUUUUUAUCCUACCAUUACUAUCCUCCCUCUUCGGCGGCGGCGACUCCACCCCUCGAGGACCACAAAUGCGCUUCGACAAAGCCGUGCCGCCGCAUACAUUACAACACACGAGUAAUCGGCUCAAUGUACCGUAUUGGGUGAAUCCGACGGAAGUGCAGGAGUAUUCGACGAAGAAAUGGAAGGAGCUGGAUAAAGUCGCGGAAGGGAGAUAUGUGCAGCAAUUGAGCGGGGAGUGCGAGUGGGAACAGGCUACGAGACAACGGCUGGCGCAGGAGGCGCAGGGGUUCUUUUUCACGGACCAGGAGAAGUUGGAUCGGGCGAGGAAGAUGCCGAUGGCGAGCUGUAUAUCCUCGCGAACCAAAUCCGCUCACUCCGCCCAUCUAGCAUCCAAAGCAACCAAAGCCGGCCUCAUGCUUUCCAAAAUCUCCUUCAACCUGUUCCACUCGACCUCUCGCAAAGCUCUGGCCGUGACGAAGAGUCCUUUGACCAGAAGACAUGCUGCACUACCCGGGGCCUUGGAGUUCGCAAGACUCAGCCAAUGCCGGCCGGUGUGUAGAUUUUCCAGCCAUCUCAUCAAGCCGUCCCAGCCCGGAGUCCAGGUUUUGAACCCCGCCUUCGUGAGGAGCUUUGGUCGCGCAUAG
This is a messenger RNA of Zymoseptoria tritici IPO323, 1567 nucleotides long. RefSeq lists its product as uncharacterized. The record is from RefSeq and is a predicted model, not a curated record. Gene Ontology annotation, biological process: cellular response to misfolded protein. Gene Ontology annotation, cellular component: endoplasmic reticulum membrane. Gene Ontology annotation, molecular function: Hsp70 protein binding. The transcript has 4 exons. NCBI's taxonomy places the organism in Eukaryota, Fungi, Ascomycota, Dothideomycetes, Mycosphaerellales, Mycosphaerellaceae. The coding region runs from base 245 to 1567 and encodes 440 amino acids.